AUGUUCAUGCGUUUCCGAGGCGGUGCGAUCGGUCACGAUUUGCCCCCAUACUGGAACCGGAAACUUCUGGAUGCCGCCGCCGCAAUUCCCGAGGCCGAGGAAUACGAGCUACCAACCGAUUCGGGUCAAGACAGCGACAAUGAGGAGGGAGACAGUGAUGAGGAAACGGACGGGCAUGAGAGCGGUGAUACCAGUGAUGAAGAGGGAGACACAGCAGAGCUUGCUGAGGCAGAGACUGCAGCACCUGGUAUUCGAAUCUCUACCGUUUUUAUUGUUCGUUAG
Coniophora puteana RWD-64-598 SS2 is the source of this 282-nucleotide messenger RNA. RefSeq lists its product as uncharacterized. The record is from RefSeq and is a predicted model, not a curated record. The coding region runs from base 1 to 282 and encodes 93 amino acids. The transcript is spliced from 2 exons. Lineage: Eukaryota; Fungi; Basidiomycota; Agaricomycetes; Boletales; Coniophoraceae.